AACAAACAGUGUUCAAAGAUUACAUUUCUGUUUUGCACUCUCUAGAACAAAGGAAAUAUGGGUGUUCCUCCUCUUCAAUCAUUUGAAUUGCCAUCAUUGCUUCUCUUCUCAUUGUUCAUCAUCCCUCAGCUUGCACUAGGAGGCAUUACCAGGCACUACCAAUUUGAUAUAAAGUACCAAAAUAUAUCACGACUUUGUCACACAAAGAGCAUGGUGACAGUGAAUGGUCAAUUUCCUGGGCCACGCAUUGUUGCUAGGGAGGGUGAUCGGCUUCUUAUCAAAGUGGUUAAUCAUGUUCAGAACAAUAUCUCCAUCCAUUGGCAUGGCAUUCGACAGAUUCAAUCAGGGUGGGCUGAUGGGCCUGCCUAUGUGACUCAGUGCCCCAUUCAAACAGGCCAAAGUUAUGUCUACAAUUACACCAUUGUGGGCCAGAGAGGCACUCUCUUUUGGCAUGCCCAUAUAUCUUGGUUGAGAUCAACUCUCUAUGGUCCUAUCGUCAUUCUUCCCAAGCGUGGAGUUCCAUAUCCUUUUACCAAACCUUACAAGGAAGUUCCCAUCAUUUUUGGAGAAUGGUGGAAUGCAGAUCCUGAGGCAGUCAUAGCACAAGCAUUACAAACGGGUGGAGGGCCAAAUGUGUCUGAUGCCUACACUAUUAAUGGCCUUCCAGGGCCAUUGUAUAACUGUUCUGCUAAUGAUACAUUCAAGCUAAAGGUGAAGCCAGGCAAAACGUACCUUCUCCGUUUGAUCAAUGCUGCACUCAAUGAUGAACUAUUCUUCAGCAUUGCAAAUCACACCCUCACAAUAGUUGACGUAGAUGCAAUUUAUGUUAAGCCAUUUGACACAGACACUAUCCUCAUUGCCCCUGGACAAACCAGUAAUGUUCUUCUAAAAACCAAAUCUGAUUACCCCAAUGCCACGUUCUUGAUGAGUGCAAGACCAUAUGCGACUGGCCAGGGAACUUUUGACAACUCAACAGUUGCUGGUAUCUUGGAAUAUGAAGUUCCACCACACUCUCUUCAUUCAAUAGAGAAGCUUUCACUCUUCAAGCCCAUCCUCCCAGCCCUUAAUGACACUUCUUUUGCAACAAACUUCUCUAACAAGCUUCGUAGCUUGGCAAGCUCUCAGUUUCCUACAAAUGUUCCACAGAAAGUGGAUAGACACUUUUUCUUCACAGUAGGCCUUGGCACAAGUCCCUGCCAACAAAACCAAACAUGUCAAGGACCCAAUGGAACAAAAUUUGCAGCAUCAGUGAAUAAUGUGUCUUUCACACUCCCAACAACUGCUCUUCUUCAAUCCCACUUCUUUGGCCAAUCCAAUGGAGUUUACUCUCCUUACUUUCCUAUUAGUCCUUUGAUUCCAUUCAACUAUACUGGCACUCCACCAAACAACACCAAUGUGAGCAAUGGAACAAAGGUUGUGGUUGUUCCCUUCAACACAAGUGUAGAGCUUGUGAUGCAGGACACCAACAUUCUUGGUGCUGAAAGUCACCCUCUCCAUUUGCAUGGCUUCAACUUCUUUGUUGUUGGUCAAGGUUUUGGUAACUUUGAUCCGAAUAAGGACCCUUCUAACUUCAAUCUUGUUGACCCAGUUGAGAGAAACACAGUGGGAGUCCCUUCUGGUGGAUGGGUUGCAAUUCGUUUCUUAGCUGAUAAUCCAGGGGUAUGGUUCAUGCAUUGCCAUCUUGAAGUGCACACAAGCUGGGGUCUAAAAAUGGCGUGGAUUGUCUUGGAUGGAAAACUUCCACACCAGAAACUGCUUCCACCACCUGCUGAUCUUCCAAAGUGUUAAACAUUCACUAUAGGAAUUGCGGCAUAACUUUCGGAAUAUGUUGUUUGUCUUGUGUUUUUAAUUUUAUUUUUAUUUUUUUUCCCAUUUUUUAUUCUCCUUCAAUUAAUGGCCCUUUUUGGCAUUCUUCGUGGGCUAACUGACUUUAUUAGUUCAGUUUUCUCCUUCGUGCAUGAGAUGAGAUGAAAGGGUGGAAACUAUAUUAAGAUCUGUCAAAAAUAACGACGUCAUUGCUCUCAAUAUUGUAAUAUUAUUUCAUUUCAAUGAGAAAUCUAUGGCUUUAAUG
This is a messenger RNA of Cajanus cajan (pigeon pea), 2071 nucleotides long. NCBI's taxonomy places the organism in Eukaryota, Viridiplantae, Streptophyta, Magnoliopsida, Fabales, Fabaceae. The record is from RefSeq and is a predicted model, not a curated record.